This is a messenger RNA of Haemonchus placei, 816 nucleotides long. The record is from the annotation of a GenBank genome assembly. Lineage: Eukaryota; Metazoa; Nematoda; Chromadorea; Rhabditida; Trichostrongylidae.
CUGAGAAUAAUCCUUUUCUGCAUACUGAUGGCUGAUAUAACAAUUUUUACCCCUCUAAAAUUUCAGGUGCUUGAAAAGGACAUAUCCAACUUGAUGGAAUCAGCAAGUCGUGAAAAGCGAGCGGUUGUCUGCGCACCGGCAAAACCUGGACCACCUGGUACGCCUGGUAAAGAUGGAAAGCCGGGCAAAGAUGGAGCGCCAGGACAACGAGGAAAGGAUGCCAGAGAUAUUCUUGCAGAACAGGAAGAAAAGUGCAUAAUUUGUCCAGCCGGUGAGAUGGGUCCCAUGGGACCUCCUGGUGAUCGCGGCGAAACUGGGGAAAAAGGUAUCAAAGGUCCUGCUGGAACUCCUGCAACUGAUGGAAUUGACGGUGAAAUGGGUCCAGAAGGUGAUAUGGGAUUGCCAGGAUUCCCAGGUAGACCGGGAGCUCGAGGUCCAAGUGGACGCCCCGCUGAAGGCGGAAUCGGCAAACCAGGACCAAAAGGAGCAGAUGGCCCCGUUGGAAGAGCAGGAGCCCAAGGUCCACGAGGAAAGCGAAAUUACAUCUACGGACCACCUGGUCCGGUAGGACAACCUGGUCCAAAUGGAUUAGAUGGAGUAAAUGGGAACGUCGGAGAUAGAGGACCAAAAGGACCACCUGGAGAAAAAGGGGCUGAUGCGAAGUUCUGCCCAUGCCCAAUGGAACUGCAAAUCAUCAAUCAAAAUGUGAGACACUCUAUUACAGAUUUUUUCCAUUUGUUCUACAGAAAUGACUCUGGAAGGUCUCCAUUUGUAGCACUGAUCAAAGAGCCUACAAAAGAGAUGCAAAGGAGCUGA